Dendroctonus ponderosae (mountain pine beetle) is the source of this 2944-nucleotide messenger RNA. RefSeq names its product modifier of mdg4. The coding region runs from base 317 to 1546 and encodes 409 amino acids. The transcript has 5 exons. The record is from RefSeq and is a predicted model, not a curated record. Gene Ontology annotation, molecular function: protein binding. Gene Ontology annotation, biological process: regulation of transcription by RNA polymerase II. Gene Ontology annotation, cellular component: nucleus. Lineage: Eukaryota; Metazoa; Arthropoda; Insecta; Coleoptera; Curculionidae.
GCAUUAGCUACAGUCACUCUUCUGUAUAUUAAUAAUUUGACUGUUAAUUCUGUUUGACAAAUGGAUGGCAUCCCUGAGUUUACACUUUACAGAAAAAAAAUAAAGACGACAUUAACAAUAAUAUAAAGGAAUUUCAUCCAUUUAUAGGUUUAUUUAAGAAAACUGCUAGUUUAUGCCUUAAAGAGAGAAGUUGUAUCUGCUAUUUGCUCUGCUCUGAUGUAUUGAUCUGUAAGGUAACUGUGGGAGGAAUUCGUCAAAAAACCCAAUCUUGGCAGGUUUAUUCAAAUUUAUCCCCGAACUACAAAUAGGCCGAAGAAUGGAAACUGGGGAGCAGUUUUCUCUGUGCUGGAACAAUUUUCAUGCCAACCUGAGUACUGGUUUUCACAGCCUUUUAAAAGAUGAAGACUUAGUAGAUGUUACAUUGGCUGCGGAAGGUAAAUUUGUAAAGGCGCACAAAACGGUGCUCUCAGUCUGCAGCCCCUUUUUCAAGGAAUUGUUCAGAGUGAAUCCCUGUAAACACCCUAUAGUUAUAUUGCCGGAUGUAAACUUUGGGGCUCUUAGGAGCUUGUUACAUUUUAUGUAUCAAGGAGAAGUCAGUGUUAGUCAGGAGGAAAUUCCUACUUUCAUGAAGGUUGCUGAAAUUUUAAAAGUGAAAGGUCUGACGGAUAAUUCAGAUGCACCAAAUGGCUUCCCGGCAAGAAAUUCCCUUGGACUGCUUGACUCGCAUAGGCAAGACAUUUUAAAGAGGCCACGACCUAUCAAGAAAUUGAUUCGCCCUAUGCAACCUCUAAGGCCUCUGGAAACGCCAAAUGUUUCCAGAUCUUCACAUUCUCCCCAGUCAUCCAUUCUACAACCCAUCUAUCCAAAGAGGCAGCACUUAGACUCUUCAGGUACUCCACCUCCCUCCUUACUCCAGCCCUCAUCAAGUAAUCAGGGACAUCUAGUGAUUCCACCGCUUGUAUCCAGUUCACCAACGCAAAGCGAAGCAUUGCCAUUAAUUAAGCCGAAAGAGGAACCGUUAGAGCACAGUGAAGAAGAAACUGCAUCUCAGAGUGGCAUGGUAAGAACCUGCGCCAGACGAAGUAGAGGCAGUAGUGUGGAUUUACACAGUGAUGGUUGUGAUGAAGGUCAAAUGGACCUCGCAAAUAUGUUGGAUACUCAGCUCAGUGGGGGUGAACCUUCCCCAUCCCAUCAGAUACCCCCUUGGCCAGCGCCUGGAGAAAUGACCCCGAUCCUUGGAAAUGAUGAAUCACAACCCGGUACCUUGCAACUGAUCCUUGGUCGUCGCGGUAAUCCAAGGCUCAUUGUCGAUGGUUACGUUUUCUACAAAAAGUCCGUCUCCAGAGGAAAAGCGUUUUGGCAUUGUAAAAACGCGAGAACGAUCGAAAAGUGCCCUUCAGUUGCUUGGACAAUGAACGGUAAUAUUGUUAAGUGGCCUUGUGCACAUAAUCACGUUAUCUACCCGGAUCCCUUCAAUCCGGAGGAGGAUUCUGAAGUUCCGAUUGAGAAUCUGCAAGAGGUUUUAUGGCAGACUUCGUUAAGCUAAAAGGGACUAUAUUAGUUAAUUAUUAUAGUGGUGCUAUACAAUGAGCAGUAGUUUCCAGGUAGAUUAGUCAACCUAAUUUGUUUUUGAAAGCAAGUCGAUGUCCAGUUUUUGCCUCAUCAGUUUUCCAUAAAUGUUGAUACAAAAAUGUAUUUAAAUCUAGAUACCCAAAGUAUGAUACAGAUUGGAAACAAAAAACACCUAUAUUUAUUUAUUUAUGUAUGUACCUACUAUUGAUAUAAAACAUAAUUUAACUAAAUGUAUACGAACAAGGAAUCCCCAUACCAAAUUUACUAUAUUCCGCAUCCAAUGAUCUGUGAUUUUCAUUUCAACAACCAGCUGCUUUCGAAGUAUGGCUGUUUUAAAUAUUAUUAUUAUUUAUUUUUAGUCAAUAUAUUCAAUUUAUAGCUGCUUCUAAACAGGGAGCCUCAAACUUAAGAAGCGGAAUGUUCAUUUACGUGUGCAAUACAAUGAUAUUUUUUUCUAUAAAAGGGUUUAUAUUAGAGGUUUGGACUUAUUUUGAUAUGCGGAUUAAAAUUGCUAUUUUUCCUAGAGAAGUAAAAUUUUGAGGUGAAAUAAUAGUGUUCAACUUCAAAUUUUAUGGUAUAACUGAGCGCUCAUAAACUAGUUAGUAAAUGUGGGCAAAAAAUCGGUUAUCUAAAAGAAAUAAAUCUGAAAUAAUACAGAGUGUAUGAUCAAAACAGUCUGUAUUUCAAAGAACAUGUCGCCACGUUUUCGUUCAUUGCGUAAUGGACAACACGCUGAUUAUGCCACUUAAGUUUGGGUCAGCCAGUAUAUAAAACGCGUUUAACUCUUUCUGUAAAAUAAAACAGUGGUUUAAUUGAUAACUCGAAAAUAUCGCUACAUACUUAAUAAGAAAUAGAUGCAAUGCUGAAAUGGCGACCUCGAGUUUUCCAAUGAAGAAAGCUAGUCAUCCUAUUAAAGAAUAUAUGUGCAACCCUUUUUAGUCACCCUGUACAUGUCGCUCUAUUCUUAAAACCAACCCCCUUCCUGUGGAAAAUUGGAAUCCUAACUAGACACGCUACGCUGUAUACAGUAAAAUUUUGGCAAUUCUAUACUUUGGAACAUUAUUUAUAGAUACUUGCUGUGUAUUGAUGAAAUAAAUAUGUGUGCAAAUAAAUAUGUAUGUAGACUAGACCUAAUAAGUAUAUCUUAGGUGUGAUUGUUGUCAUACGCCAGCAAACUGAUUUGAAACCAAUUUAACUUUGUUAACGAUCCAUCUUGAAUUUACUGUUUUAGUUCCCUCCUAUGCUCAGUGUACUCUGCUUUCUCAAACUAUUAGUUCCUCAUUUCAACUUUCUAGUCAACUCGUAGAAAAUGAUUCAAAUAUGUGUAAUGUGCCCAAAUAUACGAUUUACAAUAAAACCACCUGUUAAUGUA